CGGGGCCGCGGGGGCCGCCGGGAGCCGCCGUGCGGUGAGUGCGGGCGGGGGGCACCGGGGCGGGGGGGCGGGGAACGGGGGGCUCCUCACGGGGUCUGGGUCCCACGCGUGUCCCCGCACCCCCAGGGCACCCCACGGGUGAGCUGUGGACGAACCGGGCCGCUCCCCCCCCGCCGCUUCCAUCGUCCCUGGCCGGGCUCCGGCCCCCCGCAGCCGGGGGGGUCCCGGGGGACACGGGGCAGGCCCCGACCACCCCGCCGGUGUGUCCCCCCCCCCCUUCUCCCUUAGCCGCAGGAGCCGAGCGGAUCCGGGGGGGCCGCCGGCCAGGAUGGAGGGACACGGGGAGGCCGAGGUGGAGGAGGAGGAAGAGGAGGAGGAGGAGGAGGAGGAGGAGGGGGUGCGGAUCACCCCCCAGCUGCUGAAGGCCAGCACCGGGGAGUUCGCCCUGGAGUCCAUCCUGCUGCUGAAGCUGCGGGGCCGCGGCAUCGCCCACCUGGGCUGCCUGGGCGACUGCGCCAACCUGGAGUGGCUGGACCUCUCCGGCAACGCCAUCGCCCAGCUGGGACCGCUGGCCGCCCUCAAGUCCCUCGCCGUCCUCAACCUCUCCCGCAACCGCGUCGCCAGCCUGGAGCCGCUCGGCUCCUGCCACAACCUCCAGAGCCUCAACGUCGCCGGUAACCUGGUGAGCAGCCUGCAGCAGCUGCGCUGCCUGACGGGGCUGCGGCGCCUGGAGAGCCUGCGCCUGCGAGACCCCCUCGCCCGCCUCGCCAACCCUCUCUGCGCCGCCCCGGCUUACCGCGCCGCCUUGGCGGACAUGUUCCCCGGCCUCAAAGCCAUCGACGGCGAGCGGGUGUCCGGUCGCGGCAGCGAGCUCUACCAGCUCUGCCGGGAUCUUGACAGCUCGCUGGGACGCGGCGGCGGCGCCGGUGCCGGUGCCGGUACCGGUACCGAACCGCCCCGCACGGCUCAGCCCUGGGUGGAGGCGAGUUUCUGGGAGCCGCGGCCGCCCCGGCGCAGCUCUAUUAUGGAGGAGGCCUACAAGCAGUUCGGGGAGGUGCUGCAGGAGUGCCGGGAGCUGAGCCGCCGUGCCGACGACACCAUCGCCCAGGCGGAGCGGGCGCUGAGCGGCCGACCCGACCCCAACUCCUUCGUCUUCUGAGCCACGAGACCCCCUGGUCCCACAAGAGGAGACCCCCACACACACGCCGCCGCCAUCCCGGCCCAGCCCUCGCCGGAGGGAUGCCAGAGGAGCCGCAGGGAACCCGGCCUCGCCUGCGGGCUGGGGGGCUGCCCGAGCCCCGCGCUGCGCCAGAGCAGCAUCCCACACGGCCAGGGGUGCUGGGGCUGGCGCUCCGGGUGCUCCAUCACCCCUCAGGGGCUCCAGGACGGGGAAUUGGGGCUCCCUGUCCCCUGCAGAGCCGCAGCAGGAACAGAGAUGUCCUUAGGGAUUUUGGAGCCAUCCCUGAGCUGUCCAGCCCAGAGGAGAGACUGUGGGGCUGGGGAGGCUGCACAUGGGGACUGGGGGACAUCGCGGGGACCAGGGGACGUCACAGGGCUGUGCAGUAAAGGCAUGCCAUCCUC
Molecule: messenger RNA, 1581 nt
Organism: Aquila chrysaetos chrysaetos
Lineage: Eukaryota; Metazoa; Chordata; Aves; Accipitriformes; Accipitridae
Gene: LRRC61
Product: leucine rich repeat containing 61
Exons: 1
Coding region: 329-1159 (276 amino acids)
Biological process (GO): outer dynein arm assembly
Cellular component (GO): cytoplasm
Molecular function (GO): protein binding
Source: RefSeq, a predicted model, not a curated record